Messenger RNA from Oreochromis aureus, 5271 nucleotides. RefSeq names its product ribosomal protein S6 kinase, polypeptide 4 (gene rps6ka4). NCBI's taxonomy places the organism in Eukaryota, Metazoa, Chordata, Actinopteri, Cichliformes, Cichlidae. The transcript is spliced from 18 exons. The coding region runs from base 897 to 3251 and encodes 784 amino acids. Gene Ontology annotation, molecular function: protein serine/threonine kinase activity; magnesium ion binding; ATP binding. The record is from RefSeq and is a predicted model, not a curated record. Gene Ontology annotation, biological process: protein phosphorylation; intracellular signal transduction; regulation of DNA-templated transcription.
CACGUGACUGACCGUCGCCCAGGUUGUGUCGGAAGCAUCCUGGUGUUAGCAGUUUGCUAGGCGCUGACAAAAAUUACAAAGUGAGAUGUAGAAAUUUUCAUAAUGGACGAAUAUAUUAGUUGGUGACUACUGGUGACAAAGAAGACAAAGAACUACCCAAACUGGCCUUUUCCAACAUGGUCAGUUCGCUGGUAGUUGAAGAGGCCAGUUAACACUGCUAACAAAACACCAGCGGUUAGCUAACGUUCAAACUUUGACGGACAAAUGCAGUCAUUUGCUAGUUAGCUGCUACCGCUACCCUGCCAAUUUACUACCACACCAGCUGGCUAGGUAACACGUCUUGUUAUUAUACGGUAGUUAGCGUUGAAGCUGUUUACACACCGACUAUAACGCGUUGUUUUGACCAGUCGCUUAUAUAACCGAAGGUUUAACGUUAUUACCAAUUAACGUCAGCUAACUUAUGAAUAAUGAGUAGUUAUUUAGCUAAUGCUAACAUUAGCAACUUAAACUGUUAGAUAAAUUUAAACUGCAGAUAACACAUACAGUUACUCAGAGUACUUAAUUAAUACCGACGAUCAUUGACACAGUAACGGAAAAAAAAAACAACAUCUUCUAAGUAGCAGGAAUAUGAAUCUUCUUUCUGAUUGAUUUCGACCAAUCACAUGAGAUAAAUAAUGCCAAACACCAGGAUGCCAAACGAGUGGGGAUUAAGGUUUGGGCAACAGCAUUGUCUGGAAUACAGCUGUCCGCUCAUUUUGAUAAUCCUUGUCUCCUUCACAAUGCAGCCACAGUAGAUUGUUUUAACUGCUGAGUGUAAAACGCAAAAUCUCCUAAAUAAGAAAACAUCAGACAAACCAAUUUCAUCGCAAAGUCUGUAGUCCACUUUUCUUUAAAAUAUGUCUGGGGACGCAUCUGAUAGUAGUGAAGACUCUGACGGAAAAACAAAUGAAAAGGCCUGUACUGUCAAGCACCAGAUCACAAAUGCUAACCUCACAGGUCACACUGAAAGAGUCGGCAUGGAGAACUUUGAGCUGCUGAAGGUCUUGGGCACUGGAGCUUACGGGAAAGUGUUUUUGGUCAGGAAGAACAGCGGCCAUGAUGUGGGCCAGCUCUAUGCUAUGAAGGUGUUAAAGAAAGCAGCUAUCGUUCAGAAGGCAAAGACAACAGAACAUACUCGCACUGAGAGACAAGUCCUGGAGCACAUCCGCCAGUCUCCCUUCCUGGUUACUCUUCACUAUGCCUUUCAGACUCAGAGCAAACUACAUCUCAUCCUGGACUAUGUGAGCGGUGGGGAGAUGUUCACUCAUUUGUACCAGCGGGAUCACUUUCCAGAAGAGGCAGUACGGAUUUAUAUUGGAGAAAUAAUUCUGGCUCUAGAACACUUGCACAAGCUUGGGAUUGUGUACCGAGACAUCAAAUUGGAAAACAUUCUUCUAGACAGUGAUGGCCAUGUGGUAUUGACAGAUUUCGGGCUCAGCAAAGAGUUUCUGGAAGAAGAUAAGGGGAGGACCUACUCUUUCUGUGGCACCAUUGAGUACAUGGCUCCUGAAAUCAUCAGAGGGAAAUCAGGACAUGGCAAGUCAGUAGAUUGGUGGAGUCUUGGGAUCCUGAUGUUUGAGUUGCUGACGGGUGCGUCUCCUUUUACCCUGGAGGGAGAGAGGAACUCCCAAAGCGAGGUGUCAAAACGUAUUUUGCGCUGUGACCCGCCGUUUCCCUCUAUGAUUGGACCCAUUGCUCAGGACCUGCUGAAAAAGUUGUUGGUGAAAGAUCCCCACAAGAGGCUGGGAUCUGGACCGCGGGGGGCUGAAGAUAUCAAGGCACAUCCUUUUUUCAAGGGACUGAACUGGGAUGACUUAGCACAAAAGAAGGUUUCAAGUCCAUUCAAGCCAGAGCUGAAGAGCGAACUCGAUGUGGGGAACUUUGCAGAGGAAUUCACUGGGAUGGAUCCUGUUUAUUCUCCAGCCAGCACACCCCCGAGCACAGAUCGUCUGUUCCAGGGCUAUUCUUUCAUUGCACCCUCCAUCUUGUUCAAUAAGAACGCAGUCAUGGGAGACUUUGUUGAAACCCAAAUUGGUGCUGACCGACCAGCUUCUGCUUCUGUCCAACGCAGCGCAAUGCUACAGGAAUCCCAGUUUUUUCAGCACUAUGAGCUGUGUUUUCAAGGACCACCUCUAGGCGAGGGUAGUUUCUCUGUGUGCAGGAAAUGCAAACACAAGCAAACUGGCCAUGAGUACGCCGUCAAGAUCGUCAGCCGUAGAAUGGAGGCAAACACUCAGAGAGAGAUUGCUGCCUUGAAGCAGUGUGAGUCUCACCCCAACAUCGUCAAGCUGUAUGACAUCUUUACUGAUCAGUAUCACACAUAUUUAGUGAUGGAGCUUUUGCGAGGUGGGGAGUUGUUGGAAAGGAUCAAGAGGAAGAAACUGUUUGGCGAAGCAGAGGCCAGUCAGCUAUUACAGAGCCUGGUCUCAGCUGUCAGCUUCAUGCACGAGGCUGGAGUCGUACACAGAGACCUCAAACCAGAGAACGUGCUGUUUGCAGAUGACGGGGAGGACUCUGUGCUGAAAGUAAUAGAUUUUGGAUUUGCUCGCCUGUGCCCUGCAGGCAGUGCCCCCCUGCAGACUCCCUGCUUCACGCUGCAGUAUGCUGCACCAGAGCUUUUCGAGAGUGCAGGAUAUGAUAAAUCCUGUGACCUCUGGAGUCUCGGGGUCAUCCUGUACACCAUGCUCUCAGGCCAGGUGCCGUUUCAGAGUGAGCAGCGUGGAAUGACCUCAUCAUAUGCUGCCGACAUCAUGCAAAAAAUAAAAGAGGGGGAUUUCUCAUUGGAUGGGGAGCCCUGGAAGGGUGUGUCAGAGGAUGCCAAAGAGCUUGUUAAAGGCCUGCUAACGGUGGAUCCAGAGAGCCGUCUCAAACUCUCUGAUCUGAAAGAGAACAGCUGGCUUCAGGGUGGAGCAUCCAUGUCCACCACUCCUUUGUGCACACCAGAUGUGCUCGAGUCCAGUGGGCCCACUGUCCGCACUUAUGUCAAUGCUACCUACAAGGCUUUCAACCGAGGUAAGCGAGAAGGCUUCUUUCUGAAAAGUGUCGACAAUGCUCCCCUUGCAAAACGACGAAAGAUGAAGAUGACCAGCACAGGAGUAGAAACCCGAUGGAGUUCAUCCUCUUCGUCUUCGUCUUCUUCCACUUCCUCCACUGCCUCUGCAACAGCAUCCAAAACACAGCCAAAGCAAGCCGUGAUCCCAAAGCAGAGCUAGCCUGGCAACAGAACAGGGAGAAAGUGUUAUGUGCUUGUACGGCAGCACAACGUCCUCCAGCGGUCAGUUAAAAAAAGCAAAAGCAUACUGACAAAUGAGAACACUGUCUUCACUUCAUGUAAAAUAUAAUUCCACUUUAGCAGCUGCAGGUUUUCAUUCCUCACGCUGUAUUCUUUAAAAAUCAAAACAUGUAUUUUCUGUGAUGGAAGAGGAGGCCUGACUGUCAGAAACUUUUAAUACUUAUUCAGUAUUCACUCACUUUAUUUUGGUGAGAUCGCACACUAAAAAUUAAAAAUGAGACAUUUACCUGGUUUCACUGUGGGUAAGAAACAGUGCCUGGCUACAUAGGGAAAAGGGAAAAAAGGAGCCAUAAAAAAGCAGAAGCCAUAUACAAAGCAAAAGAAGUGAAUACAUCCAUUAAGUCAUUGUGAAGAGGCACACAUUUGCACACAGCAAAUGAACAGUCCUUCCAGUAAUUUGCAGGUUUAAUUCUUUGAUUGUACUGCCGAGUUUUUUGCCACAAAUAUAAUGAUUAACACAAAAACUGCAGAAGUCGAGACUGUGCUCUGUUAAGAGCGAGCAAGAUUCAGGUGUUUGCAGAGAAUGUCAAACGAUCAAAUGGUUUAAAAAAAAAAAAAAGCAGCAAAUUUCUGGAAGGAUGGAGCACAGAGAGAGAUUACUGUGGCGUGCAAAACCUUAAGGAUUCUAUAGGAUGAUUAAUGCUGUCGGUCUUUGCAAAGAAGCUGCACCUGCAGUACACUACUCACUGUACGGAUCCCGCUGAACACUUUGAGGAGCUUGGAUUAUGUGGCUCUGAAGAAGUGCUUUGAUUGUGUGACAAGAUGUGUCCAACAGUAGCAGCUGUUUAAAACAAAAAAAAGACAUGGAGACACAGAAGCAGACAUGCAGUGGAGUGCGAUUUUCAUCAUACUUGCUGUAUAUUACUCGCGCUAUCGUGCCUGUCUGAAAAUUUCUAGCAUGCUAAUCUGUUGUGAUGAUGGACUGUAAGAACUUUUUCUAUUUUUGGUAUCUUUGAGUCAUUGAAAAAAAAAAAAGCACUUGGAGUAUUUUCUGUUUUUCUACGCUACCAAGUGCAGCUCAAGUGUUUGCACGUAGAUGGAAGCCAAAUGUGGCUGGUGAUUUUGAACGCACAUCGCCUUUGUGAACUUUAAAUGAUUAUUACAGUUUUUAUUCCUGAUGGCCUCAAAUGCGGGCGGUAGUCUGAUUGCAAGGUUGAUGCUCAACGAUUAAGCUCAUCCAGGCUGGCUUUCGUCUUUAUUUUUCCACAGAAGUGAUUUUAAAACAUUUUAUGGCUUUGAACUUCAAAUUACGUUUCAGAAUGAGACACCUAAUUGUGACUUUUUUUGUUGUUUUUUUAAGGAUGGGGCCACCAUCCUAUGAGAGCUUUGUAUAUAAUCAUCAUGCUUUAGAGAAAAAAUAAUGUAUGUAAUGAUUUGAAAUUGAUCAGCUGUUUGGGUGGUAUAUUGUUAUGUUUUUUAAUGGACUUGCCUCUUUUUUUUCUUUUUUACAUGUUGCACAGUCAGUUGAUCAGUUAAACACAUUUCAGCUUUAAAGGUGCUUUCACUGAUAUUUAUUACAUGUAAUUGAUUUUAAUGCUGUGGUAAUGGGAUUAUCAUAAUUUGGCUCUUGUUGUGUACCAGCCCGGCGUGAAUGUUGCUGUAUGAUAACUGAGUGGCGAUGGGAGAUUGGUUGUAUUGAUAUUUCUGAACCAGAUGAAGCAUAAUUGCAAGUUUUACUGUAAUAUUUUCCUGUUGUUGUUUGAAGCCGUUGUCUGUUUGAAGGUAACCAGUUGUUUGUUUGGUAUUUUUACUUAAGAAACUGCUUUUAUUGAUGUUGGUAUUAUUUGGUUGUCAUAGAUAUUCUCUCUUCUCUUUUCCCGAGCAUUAUUUUACUGAGUUGCACUGUCUCUGGUGUUGUUGCUGGGAUUUGUCUUUUUGCACCGCAGUGUUUUUAUUUUAUUUUUUUGGCUGGUGCAAAAUAAACAUUACUUUUCAAUAGA